Zophobas morio is the source of this 625-nucleotide messenger RNA. RefSeq lists its product as uncharacterized. The transcript is spliced from 10 exons. The record is from RefSeq and is a predicted model, not a curated record. Lineage: Eukaryota; Metazoa; Arthropoda; Insecta; Coleoptera; Tenebrionidae. Bases 110 to 625 code for a protein of 171 amino acids.
CCUUUAUUUAUUAAUAGAAGUUUACUAUGUAAUCAGAAGAAAUAUUAAAAAUAGUCAGUUGCUCAACAACCGGCUUUUGGAAUCGGCGAUUGGCGCGUUGGCUAAUGUGAUGGCCGUCCAGAGUGCCCGAAGAGAAGUUCUUCAAUCCACUUACAGUAGUAAAAUUGUAUGCGUCCUAAUGACGAUGCUGGAUUAUAGCUCGACUCGCGAAGCCACAAGGAAAGUGAUUAUUCAAUUUCUGUAUAACGCGAGUUUGGAGGACGUCGGCGCGGAACUUCUAAAUAACAACGAACUUUGCGACAUUCUCUAUAUUCUUCUUCAAGAAAAAGGAAUGAAAGAGGAGCUUAUCUCAAUGAUUUUAAGCUUAUACUAUUCUUUAGUGAGAUACAAAACCUUUUCUAACAGCGACGAGGAAGCAGUGAGGUUUUUUACUGAACUCUGCGCUGUCUACUCAGGAAAGGUUACUCUAUUAACAGAUAAUUAUAAAAAUAUUAUUGAAGCCGACUGUGAAGGUCAAAGAAAAAGUAAAGUCAAUACUUUCCUGCUAUCAACUUUAUAUAAAAUACUUGACCCAGAUUGCUGUGCUCUAGGCAUAGAAAAGUAUAGUAUCGAGCACCUGAGAUAA